UCUUCUUCUUUUUCUUCUUCUUCUUCAUGAGUUGAUCUCUUCAUCAUUCGCUAUUCUUCGUUUACGGUUUGCUUCAUCAUCAAACCCCUUUUAAUUACAUCAACUAUACUCUGUGGCAGGCCACAAUAUCCAACGAGUUCUAGUUUUUCGGUUUCUUCGGUUUCUCCGCAUUAAUUCCCUAAAUUACGAAAUAAGCGCCGGCACCAUGUUCCGCACACCGUUCCAACUUCUCGUCUUCCUCCUAUCCAUCUGCAACAUUGCAGUCGCUGAGGUUGAUGCCACACACGAUCUGCUACCUCGACAAAGUCCUAGCGCGAACGAUGUGAAUUCGCCUCUCUGCCAGAACUAUGCGCUAGUAGCCAAUCUUUCUACCGUCGCAUUGAACGCGACGUAUCGCUCGGCUUUCCUGCGUUCUUCUCCUCUUGGAACGUUUCCGGCCAGGGCUAUUUUGGAUGUUGAGUCCCCGAAACUUCCGGCGAUGAUGAUGGAUGCCCAAUUGAACCAACGAUGUGGAAAUUUGUCGCAGGUUGCUCUCACCGGGGCCGCUACAAACCUUAGCGCAGGUACCGUACUUGGCCUACCUAUCCUCGAAGCGCCUGGUAUUGAUCCCCCCAAUAUUGCCAUGCCUAUCGUUGUAAUCGCCAUCUUCUUGAUGUUUGGUGGAACAUGGCUUGCAUUGUAAGCUACUCUGGUAUGGGAAUUUCGCGAAGAUUUACGGGAAAUUUGAAGUUUAGGACCUCCUUGAGUGAGAUAUCUAGUUGGUUUAAGGUUGAAUGUUGUAAUAGGGUUGAUGGAUGCAUCUCGGAAUUGCUAUGUAUAUAACUGUCUGGUCUGCCGUUGGGCAGUUGUACUGGCGAUAUAAUGAGACGAUGUUUAAGUGGCCAAUCCUUGGUUCCACAGCGUUAAUUUGAGAGUGAAAAUGAUUUAAAUAUAUUGCUGUAAAAUAGUGCAAAACUACCUACCUGAAUAUCCACAACAUACUAACCUAGCAGUUCCAUGCUUGCUGAGGUUGACUUAUAAGGCUUUUUAGGUUGGUGGCUAUAUUGGAUGAGCUUAAAUGGAGUUGCAAUAGAGAUAAAUGAGCUUGAGGCAUCCCGCUAAUUUUCCUUCUGUACCUG
Daldinia decipiens is the source of this 1118-nucleotide messenger RNA. RefSeq lists its product as uncharacterized. Lineage: Eukaryota; Fungi; Ascomycota; Sordariomycetes; Xylariales; Hypoxylaceae. The transcript has a single exon. The coding region runs from base 206 to 682 and encodes 158 amino acids. The record is from RefSeq and is a predicted model, not a curated record.